This is a messenger RNA of Acanthamoeba castellanii str. Neff, 2223 nucleotides long. RefSeq names its product nucleotidyltransferase domain containing protein. The coding region runs from base 1 to 2223 and encodes 740 amino acids. Lineage: Eukaryota; Discosea; Longamoebia; Acanthamoebidae. Gene Ontology annotation, molecular function: nucleotidyltransferase activity. The record is from RefSeq and is a predicted model, not a curated record. The transcript is spliced from 13 exons.
AUGUACUUGGUGGGGUCGCGCGCCUACGGCCUCGCUGGUCCCGACUCGGACUACGACGUGACCGUGGUCAUAGAGAGCGCGUACGAUCUCGUCGGGCUGCAGUUCCUCUCCUUCUACGACGGCAAUCUCAAUCUCAACAUCUUUCACCUGGCCUACUUUCGCAAGCUCAUCCAACAAAACGUUGUCUGGAUCCUCACGGUGCUCUACUUGCCGCGAGAGUUCGUGUGGAAGGAGGAGGUGCGAGUGCCGUUUGAGCUCAGGAAGGUCGACCUCAGGCGCGCCGUGACGCUGGAUGCGGACCACCACCUCUCCAAGGCCAAGCGCCUCUGGGUAGUCAUCUUCACCACCACCAUCGCCAUCAUCACUGGCCUCAUGCGCGGUGACAUACGGCGAGGCAAAAAGAACAUCCUACACGGAUUGCGGACGCUCCACUACGCACUGCAGCUCCUGCGACAUGGGGCCAUCAUCGACCUGCAGGAGGUCAACCACCAUUGGCCUGAGAUCGACGCGGACCCCUCGACCGACUGGGCACACUACCAGAAGCGGUACCUGCCGCUGUACCAACGACUCAAGAAGGAGGUGACGGCCCUCACCGAGCCCAAGCCGAUUCCUCCCGCCGCAUUCACCGAGGAGCGACCCCUCACGCUCGCCUACGUCGAACGCUAUGGCCUGAGCGCACCCUCUACGGAGCUGGACAUAUUCAUCAAGAGGGACAGCAAGUACCCCGAGCUGGUCCUGCUCCAUCCCGACAAGUUGUGCUCGCCCUAUUCCAACCCGGUGGUGAGGGAAUGCUCCUCGGGUCUGCUGGUCGAGUUGACCAAGCCCACCGCGCAAGCCAACCAAGACAAAAGCGAAAGCGAAAUCGAAAAGAACGAAAGAGAAAGCGAGAGCGAGGAGAUCAGGCGGCUCGUGUGCCUCCCCUACCCGAAGGUGUACGAACUCGGGCACGCCAACGCCGAGCAGAUCUGCGACUGGUCGGGCGCCAAGGUGUUCAGGAUCGAGAUCACCGACAACGCGCGAGUCGUCUCGCUCUACCACUAUGCCGACGAAUGGCGCAUCUGCUCGUCGGAGUCGAGCGACUGCUCGGAUCGGAUCUGCCGAGUGCGGGUCAAGCACGGCUCCGCCGAGGAGCCGAGGAGAGAAGGAGGCGAUGAUGAAGAGGAAGAAGAGGAUCGAUACUACCUCAACUUCCCCAGCACGACACACUACAACCCGUGGAACUUCUUCGAGGAGAAGCUGACCAAGCCCCGUCAAGCCUUCGCCGCAUUCACCACGGCCACGUCAACAGCGACUGGGCAGGGACCCCAGCAUGGAGACAAAAAUGAAGACGGGGCACAAGAAGACCUUGGCGAAGGAAUGAUCAACAAAACGUUUGGCGACUUCUUUUGGGACAUCUGGCAGGAAAGGGACUACCGAUUCCCCGAAGACACCAGCCUCUGCUACUGCUUCAUGACCGCAGUGCCAGCGAUACAGAUCUUCACACACCUCACCCCACCAGAUCCCGCCUCGGCCGGACAGGCGUGGCUGAGCGGUGUGCGCGAUAUGAAGACGCUGCGCCAAUUGGCUCCGGAGGAGGUGCGAGCCAUCGCCCAUGCGCGCGGCUGGGAGACCAUUUCUGCUGAGCGCCUGGAGUGUGUCACGGCGCAGACAACGGCAACAAUCGAUGACACACCUGAUGCCCCCUCGGCCUCUUCGUCAUCGUCGUCGCCGCAGUUUCCGUUCCCAUGGCCACCCGUGGCGCCGUCAUCCGAGCCGCUGGACCGCAUUCUGCAGCGAGAACUCGACCCUGUCAAGUGCGCCGGUUUCCUGGUCGUCGACGACCGAAUGCGAAGGGUGAAGGUGGUCUCGCCUCAAUACUCGGCGCUCUCGCGGCUGAGCUGGUGGUCGGGCGACGAGGCCGCCCUGCGUCUCCUGCUUCUCGAGGUGGUGCGCGCCAACGAUCACGACUCCUUCAUCCGCCGCUACCCCCAAUGGGAGGCCACCUACCGCCAGGUCCGCCAGCAGUUCCACGCCCUGCUCUCCCUGCUCGAACAGGUGUACAGCCCCCUGAUCUCCCGACCCAGAGAGGAGUUUCUGGCGGCUGCGCAGAACGGCAAAUUGAGGAAGGUGCUCUUCAAGAUGGCGCGGAAGAGCGUGUGCGAUGUGCGGGACUAUCUGAACGACGUGGCGCCCAAGAAGCUCGCCGCUUGGAUGCGCCUCGCGACGGUCACCCACCGGCCGUAG